Molecule: messenger RNA, 3332 nt
Organism: Lipotes vexillifer (Yangtze River dolphin)
Lineage: Eukaryota; Metazoa; Chordata; Mammalia; Artiodactyla; Lipotidae
Gene: ZNF827
Product: zinc finger protein 827
Exons: 15
Coding region: 65-3286 (1073 amino acids)
Biological process (GO): positive regulation of transcription by RNA polymerase II
Cellular component (GO): nucleus
Source: RefSeq, a predicted model, not a curated record
GCCCCCACGGGGGUUUAUUUGAUCUCACAUUAACCAAGGAGGAGAAUGUGAGAAAAGGGGGAAAAUGCCCAGGAGGAAGCAGGAGCAGCCCAAGCGCCUUCCCUCACAUAUUAGUAGGCAGGACGAGGCGGAGGGAGAACUCAGCGAAGGAGAACACUGGUAUGGGAACUCUUCAGAGACGCCGUCGGAAGCAUCCUAUGGAGAAGUCCAGGAGAACUAUAAGCUGUCCCUGGAGGACCGGAUCCAGGAGCAGUCCACCUCCCCCGACACCUCCUUGGGAAGCGGGACCCCCAGCAGUCACACGUUGGAGCUGGUGGCACUUGACGGUGAGGUCCUGCGAGACCCACUGCAGUGUCCAGAUCACCUCUCCCCCGGCGUGUCUUCUUUGUGUGAUGACGAUCCCGUGGGCUCCACCAAGCCCUUGAGCAGCAACUUGAGACGGCUGCUAGAGGCCGGGUCCCUCAAACUCGAUGCCACGGCCACGGCCAACGGCAGGGUGGAGUCCCCUGUCACCGUCGGCUCGAAUCUCUCCUUUUCCCCACCGUCCCACCAUGCCCAACAGCUCAGCGUGCUGGCCAGGAAGUUGGCAGAGAAGCAGGAACAGAAUGACCAAUACACUCCAAGUAACCGUUUCCUAUGGAAUCAAGGUAAGUGGUUGCCAAACUCAACCACCACCUGCGGCUUGUCCCCGGAUUCGGCCAUCCUCAAACUGAAAGCUGCAGCCAAUGCUGUUCUGCAGGACAAAUCGCUGACCAGGACGGAGGAGACCAUGCGAUUUGAGUCCUUUUCCUCCCCUUUCAGCUCCCAGUCUGCCAGCUCCACCUUGGCAGCUUUAUCCAAGAAAGUCAGCGAGAGAAGCUUGACUCCUGGCCAGGAACACCCGCCCCCGGCCAGCUCUUUCCUUUCCCUGGCUUCCAUGACCUCCUCAGCGGCCCUUCUGAAAGAGGUCGCAGCAAGGGCUGCCGGGACCCUUCUGGCUGAGAAAUCGUCACUGGUGCCUGAGGACCCUCUCCCGCCACCGCCUUCAGAGAAGAAGCAAGACAAAGUGACCCCGCCGCCACCUCCGCCACAAUCCUUGGAAUUAUUGUUACUCCCAGUUCCUAAGGGAAGAGUGUCUAAACCCUCCAACUCAGCCUCAGAAGAGGAAAGCGGAAAACCUUUCCAGUGCCCCAUAUGUGGUUUGGUUAUAAAAAGGAAGAGUUACUGGAAGCGGCACAUGGUGAUUCACACGGGUUUAAAAAGCCAUCAGUGUCCGCUCUGUCCAUUCCGGUGUGCUCGCAAGGACAAUCUCAAAUCCCACAUGAAGGUUCAUCAGCACCAGGACCGGGGAGAGACCUUUCAGUGCCAGCUCUGCCCUUUCACUUCCUCCCGUCAUUUCAGCCUGAAACUCCACAUGCGUUGCCAUCAGCACUUCCUGAGGACAGAAGCCAAGGUGAAGGAGGAGAUCCCAGACCCCGAUGUCAAGGGAUCCCCCCACCUCAGUGACAGUGCCUGCCUGGGGCAGCAAAGGGAAGGAGGCGGGACAGAGCUAGUGGGGACCGUGACGACGUCCAGCACUCCAGAGAGGACUAGCCAGGGUGGGGCUGGCGUCUCGCCUUUGCUGGUGAAGGAGGAGCCCAAGGAAGAUAAUGGCCUGCCAACCUCCUUUACUCUGAAUGCUACCGACAGGCCGGCCAACCACACGAAGCUGAGAGAGCCCUCCGAGUAUGCAGCCAACAGUGCGUCCGCAUUGUUCAGCCAGGACAUCUCUGUUAAGAUGGCGUCUGAUUUUCUCAUGAAGCUGUCAGCUGCAAAUCAGAAGGAGCCCAUGAAUCUUAAUUUUAAAGUGAAAGAGGAGCCUAAGGAGGAGGAGGCUCUAAGUGCCACGUUGCCUAGGUCCAACUAUGUGUUCAGCCCCGAGUCUGAAGUGCCAGCCCCGAGCAUCUCUGAGGACACACUGAAGCCCCAGGAAGCAAAGGGCAACGUACUAAGGCGGGAUAUGUCAGUCAAAGCAGCAUCUGAACUUCUCAUGAAACUAUCAGCGGAAAGCUACAAGGACACUCAGAUGGUGAAGAUUAAAGAGGAACCCAUGGAGGUGGACAUCCAGGACUCGCAGGCCUCCAUAUCACCCAGCCGCAGUGUUGGCUAUAGCACUUUAAUUGGGCGAGAGAAAACUGAACCCUUACAGAAGAUGCAAGAAGGCAGAGUGCCCCCAGAGAGAAACCUCUUCAGUCAGGACAUCUCUGUGAAGAUGGCUUCCGAGCUUCUUUUUCAACUGUCAGAGAAGGUGAGCAAAGAGCACACUCACACGAAAGAAAACACCAUCCGGACGACCACCAGCCCUUUCUUUUCAGAAGAUACAUUUAGACAAUCACCAUUCACCUCCAACUCAAAAGACCUGCUGCCCAGUGAAUCUGUGCUUCACGGAAGAAUAUCAGCUCCAGAAACAGAAAAGAUAGUCCUCGAGGCAGGAAAUGGGUUGCCCUCUUGGAAAUUCAACGACCAGCUUUUUCCCUGUGACGUGUGUGGGAAAGUAUUUGGCCGACAGCAGACAUUGUCCCGACAUCUGUCUCUGCACACAGAGGAAAGAAAAUACAAAUGCCACUUGUGCCCGUAUGCUGCUAAGUGCCGCGCAAACCUGAACCAGCACCUGACCGUCCACUCGGUGAAGCUGGUGAGUACGGACACCGAGGACAUCGUCAGCGCCGUCACCUCUGAAGGCAGUGAUGGGAAGAAGCACCCUUAUUAUUACAGCUGUCACGUGUGCGGAUUUGAGACGGAGCUCAACGUCCAGUUUGUCAGCCACAUGUCACUCCAUGUGGACAAGGAGCAGUGGAUGUUUUCCAUCUGCUGUACGGCCUGCGACUUCGUCACCAUGGAGGAGACGGAGAUAAAGGUGCACAUCGGCACCAAGCACACAGGGGAAGAUAGGAAGACCCCCAGUGAAUCAAACAGCCCCUCUUCAUCCUCCCUCUCAGCUCUGAGUGAUUCAGCCAACAGCAAAGACGAUUCAGACAGCUCCCAGAAAAACAAGAGCGGAAACAACCUGCUGGUCAUCUCUGUCGUGCCUGGGAGCCAGCCCUCACUGAAUAGUGAGGAAAAGCCAGAGAAAGGGUUCGAAUGCGUUUUUUGCAACUUUGUCUGCAAGACGAAGAACAUGUUUGAGCGCCAUCUGCAGAUCCACCUCAUCACCCGGAUGUUUGAGUGUGACGUGUGCCACAAGUUCAUGAAGACCCCCGAACAGCUGCUGGAGCAUAAGAAAUGCCACACUGUCCCCACCGGUGGGCUCAACUCAGGACAGUGGUGAGUUUCAGACUCCUCUAGGUGCCCAUUCUGCAUUUAUUCCACCAACC